AUGAACACACUCUCCGUGCCAGAGCUGAACCGACAAGUCAUCACUCGGUAUUUCCAGGAGUUCUGGACCAAUGGGAAUCUAGACAUCAUUGAUGAGCUUUGUGAUGACAACGUGACAAUUUUCUAUCCCAUGCAUGGGCGAAUGGUGGGAAAAGCGGCUGCCAAAGAGACCCUAGCCAAGUUCAAACAAGCGUUUCCGGACGUAUCGUUUAGAUUGCUAUCUCCUUUCCCAUUAAUUGCUGAAGAAAAUUACGUGGUGGCGCGCUGGUUUGGUGGUGGUAAACAUACCGGACCGGCGUUUUACGAGCUUCCUGUUGGAAACUUACCCGAGCCUAACAGCGGUAAAGAAAUGAGAUUUUCUGGCACAACAAUCUAUAAGCUGGAGAACGGCAAAAUCUUGGAAGAGACUGGAGAGGAAUCUGGUUUGGUGGCGAUGCAGCAGCUGGGAUUCAUCAAAUUAAAUGAUGGCUUUGCUCCAUGA
Trichoderma virens Gv29-8 is the source of this 480-nucleotide messenger RNA. RefSeq lists its product as uncharacterized. The transcript has 2 exons. Gene Ontology annotation, biological process: polyketide metabolic process. Lineage: Eukaryota; Fungi; Ascomycota; Sordariomycetes; Hypocreales; Hypocreaceae. The record is from RefSeq and is a predicted model, not a curated record. The coding region runs from base 1 to 480 and encodes 159 amino acids.